This is a messenger RNA of Chaetomium strumarium, 15690 nucleotides long. Its product is annotated as non-ribosomal peptide synthetase. Gene Ontology annotation, cellular component: cytoplasm. Gene Ontology annotation, biological process: amino acid activation for nonribosomal peptide biosynthetic process; secondary metabolite biosynthetic process. The record is from RefSeq and is a predicted model, not a curated record. NCBI's taxonomy places the organism in Eukaryota, Fungi, Ascomycota, Sordariomycetes, Sordariales, Chaetomiaceae. Bases 1 to 15690 code for a protein of 5229 amino acids. The transcript is spliced from 4 exons. Gene Ontology annotation, molecular function: catalytic activity; phosphopantetheine binding.
AUGGACACUCCGCUUCCAGAAAUCGAUGGCGCCUUGUCCAUCACCAACCACCCGGCAUCAAGACUAGCGGGGCCCAGCUUGCUUCACCAGCUCGUUCAGCACAGCUCACAAGAUGGGCAGCCUGCCAUCGACUUUCUCACCUCAGACAACAACCGCAUGUCCCUCUCGUACGCGGAACUUCACCGUGCCUCCGAAGACCUGGCAAGCAGAAUCUCGGCGUUCGCCGGGCCCGACAACGAGGGGUCGAAGCCGUUUGUGGUGCCCGUUCUCGUCCCACAAAGCCCAGAGCUCUACAUCGCGCUCUUGGCCAUCCUCAAAGCGGGCGGCGCGUUCUGUCCGAUGAACCUGGACGUGCCGCUUGAGCGCGCAAGGUUUAUCUUGGAGGACGUCUCUGCGAAAGUGGUCAUCACCACCUUCUCGCUCGCGUCGAGGCUCCCUUCCGACAGUCCGGCCGCUGUUUUGAUACUUGAUUCGUACAAUCCAGACCGCGACGAACCACCACCACCACCCCAGCAACAGCCCAGCAGCAGCAGCAGCAGCAGCAGCAGCAACAGCAGCAGCAUAAGACGAAAACAGCCACUACCCAGCGACCUAGCCUACGUGAUGUACACCUCGGGCUCGACGGGCACGCCCAAGGGGGUAUGCAUCUCGCACUUGGCCGUAACGCAGAGCCUGCUCGCGCACGACCGGCACAUCCCCCGCUUCUCGCGCUUCCUGCAGUUCGCGGCGUCGACCUUCGAUGUCGCCGUCUUCGAGAUCUUCUUCCCCCUGUUCCGGGGCAAGACGCUUGUGGUCUGCUGUGCCCCCCGCGCGGCACUGCUGCUCAACGACCUGCCGGGCGUGAUUCGGAAGAUGGAGGUCGACGCGUGCGAGCUGACCCCCUCCGUGGCGGGCAGCUUGUUGCGGACGAGGGAGAAUGCGCCUGGUUUGAGGCUGCUGCUGACGAUUGGGGAGAUGCUGACGCGGCCGGUUGUGGAUGAGUUUGGCGGUGGUAGUGAUGGUACUACUAGUAGUAGUAGUAAUGAGGGGGACGGGAGGGAGAGCAUGCUCUGGGGCAUGUACGGCCCGACUGAGGCGGCGAUACACUGCACGCUGCAGCCUGCUUUUGCCAGCAGCUCAACGGUGCGGAAUAUCGGGGUGCCGCUGGACACCGUUUCGGCCUUUAUCCUGGCGCUUCCGGAGGGGGACGACAGCGACAGCGAGAACGCAAAGUUUGAGUUCAGGGUUCUGCCCCGUGGGGAGGUCGGUGAGCUGGCGGUGGGCGGCUACCAGCUCGCCGAGGGGUAUCUCAACCGGCCCGAGCAGACGGCGGCCGCGUUCAUCGACACCCCCGCCUAUGGCCGUCUCUACCGCACGGGCGACAAGGCCCGGAUGCUACCCGAUGGCACGCUGGAGUGCCUGGGCCGGGUUGCAGACGGGCAGGUGAAGCUCCGCGGGCAGCGGAUGGAGCUGGGCGAGGUCGAGCAUGCUGCGCUGAGGGCGGCGGGCUGUCACGGCGCGGUGGCGGCUGUCGUGGAUGCUACGACGCUGGUGCUCUUCUGUGCUGUGGACGGGGAACGCCAGGACAUGGCUGAGAGGAUUAUGGAAUCCUGCAGGCGCUGGCUUCCGGGAUUCAUGCUCCCCGGGGAUGUCGUUGUUGUGGAGCGCUUCCCGCGCCUUGCGUCGGGGAAGGUCGAUCGGAAGCGGCUGGUUGCGGAAUACAGAGAUCGGAUGUCGGACGCGGCGCGGGAGAUUCUGCCUUACAAGGACGAGUUGGAGCAACGGCUUUGCGAGCUCGCGAGCGAGUGCUUAGGGGUCCCGGUUGAUUCAAGCCAGGACCUGUCUAGGGCUGGUCUGGACUCGCUCAGCGCUAUCAAGCUGGCCUCCGUGCUCAGGGGAGCGGGCUUCGACAUAGGGGCAAUCAGCGUACUAGAAGCAAGGACAAUAUCUGCCCUGCAUCGCAAGCUGCGCUCAACCGCCGAGAUCCUGGAGCUGCAGCCUGAACCCAACGGCGCACAUCCGCUGGAGCUGGACGUCUCGGACAUUGUCGCUCAGCACGCGAUCCUCUCGACGCAUGACCAGUCUAUGGAGAGCAUCCUCCACUGCACGCCGCUCCAAGCGUCGAUGCUCGCCGAGACAUUGGCACAUCCGGGAGCCUACUGCAACUGGGUUGAAUUGAGCUGUUCCGGGACUCACACCGAAGAAUCUGUCCGGUCAUGGUUCGAUCAACUUGCUCGGGCGAACGAAGUCCUUCGAACUGGCUUCAUUCACCACGAGGGGCAGUUCCUGCAGGUCAUCUUUGAAAGCUUCAGCGAAUCGAAUAUCUGGACGACGAGCACCAUCGUCAGGGGGUUCGACGUGAAGGACGACCAGGACCUCCUUCGCCCGGUCCUGAUCCAGAUCGCCCCGCCCGAAGAGAGCGGCGAAACGACCGUCCAUCUUCGGCUUCACCACGCCGUAUAUGAUGGAUGGUCUCUGGACCUGAUUCUAUCGGAUCUUGCCCGGCUAGCACGGGGAGAGCAGCUGCAGCCUAGGCCUCAGUUCCGUGAGAUCUGCGCAUACUACAACUCGACCGCUUUCCGAAACGCGUGCGACUCGGCGAGGGAAUUCUGGGCUGGGUAUCUCCUGGACUUCCAGCCUCCAGCCCUUCCGAUUCUCGUCUCGGAGGCCAGUCGCUCACCGGCGGUGUUGUCUUCAUCCGUUUCUCUGGGCAUUGAUCCGCAGGACCUGAAGUCAGCUCUCCAGCGCAUCGACUGUGGUCCCCAGACGAUCUUCCAGGCGGCGCUGGCAUGGCUAUGGGGCUACAUGGUCGGCAGCAACGAUGUGGUGAUUGGUCUGAUCCAGUCCGGGCGGACAAUGCCCGUCUCAAGAAUCGAGGAUAUCGUUGGGCCGUGCAUCGCCCCGGUGCCUCUCCGAACAAAUCUGUCACAGGUCCGGACGAUCAGAGACCUCCUCGUCAACGUGCAGGCCGGGAACAGGGCCACUCUUGCCCAUAGCAUACUGCCUCUCUCCCAGAUCAAACGGGUGGCAGGGAUACGUUCGGGGCAGUCGGUUUACGACGUGCUGUUUAUCUACCAGGAGUCACUCCACAGCAAAUCACAAACCGGGGAUGUCGUCAGGCAGGUUGCUCACCAGGACUACCUAGAGACGAAGCUGUUGGUCGAAGUUGAGCCAAGGGAGAGACACUUCGACUGCCGAUUCACCCAUCAUUCCGACGUGUUCCCGGAGGACAUGGUCAAGAUCAUGGGCGAGUCAAUCCAAGCCCUCGUUUUCUACUUUCUAGGCCACUUAGACUCCGAACUCUCGUCGAUACCCAAGGCCUUCCCACAGCAUCUCCUCUCCGUUUACAACCCGACGCCGAAAACAUUCACAGGGGUUCCGGACCUAGCAUACGCCGUGGAGCGCACUGCCGCUGACCAUCCCGACAAGGACGCGCUUUGUUUUGCCAGCCACAUCUCAGAGGGCAGCAUCACAGCCACAACCAUCACCUACUCCGAGCUCAACACAACUGCCAACCGAAUUGCCUGGCACCUCCACCAGCAUGGUGCUCGCGAGGGAGGCGUCGUAGCCAUCAUCAUGGAGAAGUCCGUCCGACUCUAUGCCGGCAUCCUCGCAAUCUUGAAAACCGGCAGCGCCUACCUGCCCCUUCUCCCCAGCACCCCCAUCGCUCGGAUCGCGGCAAUACUCCAGCAAGCCCAGGUCGACCUGUGUCUCGUUGACACCGCCACGGGGGCCAAGCUAAACCCUCACCUGCGGGGCCACCACUCCAUCAUCGACCUCCAAUCCCUCCCUCUCCCUCUCCAUCUCCAUGAUCAACCGGCACCUCCCCUCAGACCCAAGCCGAACACCGACCCCGACCGACUGGCCUACAUCAUCUACACCUCCGGCAGCACGGGCACCCCCAAGGGGGUCUGCGUCACGCAGCGCAACAUCCUCAGCAACCUCGACGUCCUCUCACGCAUCUACAACAACCACAACCACUACCCCAUCCGCACCAAAAAUUCCAGCAGACUGCUCCAGUCGUGCUCGCAAGCCUUCGACGUCUCAGUCUUCGAGAUCUUCUUCGCCUGGACAACAGGGAUGUGUCUCUGCGCCGCGGCCAACGACACGCUGUUCGCCGACCUGGAGCGGGCGAUUCGCAUGUUGGGGAUCACGCACCUCAGCAUGACGCCCACGACGGCGUCGCUCAUCGUGGAUCCGGCUCGCGUUCCCGCCGUGGAGUUUCUCGUUACGGCGGGCGAGCCUAUGACGGAGCUUGUGGCCAGGAGGUGGGGAAGCAGCAGCAGGCUGCGGCGGCUGUUCCAGGGUUAUGGGCCGAGUGAGACUACGAAUAUUUGUAGUGUUAGACGGAUGGUGGGUGCGGAAGGGGAUGGGGAAGGGAAAGGGGGCCAGGUGGUGGUGCAGCACCUGGGCUGGUCGCUGGAGAAUACCUCGACUUUCGUCCUGGAUACUAGUACUACUAGUAGUAAAGAGGGAGGCAUGGAGCUGGUGCCCAUCGGCUGUCUGGGCGAGCUCUGCUUUGGUGGAGACCAGGUUGCGCGCGGGUACCUCGGCAUGGACGAGCUGACGGCUGCGAAGUUUGUCGACCAUCCUUUCCUGGGCCGCAUCUACCGGUCGGGCGACCUCGGGCGCAUGCUGCCGGACGGGUCCAUGGUGAUUGUGGGCCGGGCGGACGAGCAGAUCAAGAUCCGCGGCCAGCGGGUCGAAUUGGACGAGAUCACGGCCGCGGUGAGGGAGUCGGCCAAUGCGGUGGCGGACUGCGCUACACUGUUCCUGCGUGCGGGGGAGGAGGAGGAGGAGGAGGAGGAGGAGGAGGAGGAGACCAGGCCGUUGCGGGACCAGAUUGUCUCGUACUUUGUUCCCGGCGGCCAACGGGAGGUUGCCGGCGGGUUCCGGGUUGUCGAUGUCGAUGACAGGCUCAGGGAUACAGUCCGGACCUUGUACGGCUCUCUCACGGCGAGGCUACCCAGCUACAUGAUUCCCUCGGCGGUUGUCCCGAUCUCCACGCUGCCGACUACUGCGGCGGGGAAGCUGGAUAGGACCCGGCUCAAACAAGCCUUCAGGGGUCUCGACAAGGGUUAUUUGGCACUUGUCAGCCAUGGUGCGGAGCGGACUGAUGCGGAUGAUGGGGAGUGGUCAGCCGUCGAGGUCCAAGUUGCUAAAGCUCUGUCGAGCGCGCUAAACGUGAGCAAGGGCGGCAUCCGGCGAUGGGCGCCUCUCGUUACGCUGGGCCUGGAUUCUAUCUCGGCAAUUCACGUCUCCAAGCAGUUGCACGCAGAGCUCGGCAAACGACUCCCGAUCUCCCUGAUCCUGCAGAACGCCAGCGUGGCGAAACUCGCGCGGGCUCUCGCCGACAUGGACACGUCAGGUCCGGAACAACAAGCGGACUCGGACCUCCUGCCGGAGGACUUGGUCCGUCAGGUCACAAAGCGACUAGAGCAAGUUGGAAGACUGGCCGUCAAAGUCCUCCCCUGCACUCCCCUCCAAGAGGCGAUGCUCGCUACGUCGGCUGGCAAGGGGCGCUAUCUCAACCGCAUGCUCUUCCGGGUCACUGGCGACAACCUCUCAAAGCUCAGGGAGGCCUGGCACGCCAUGUGUGCCCGACACGACAUCCUGAGAACAUGUUUCCUCUCCACGGCGGAUGGUCGAUGGCCGAUCGUGCAGGCUGUGCUGGAAGAAUGGCCGCCGGUCUGGCACAGCUCUGAUGCUUCCCAGUGCGGCAUGGAGGAGUGCAUAUCCCGGCACGCCCAACACGUCCCUGACGCGCUUGACUCGACGGAGCCGGCGGUGUCGUUUGCCAGCAUCACGCAGGAUGGCCGUCUCUAUCUGUCCUUUGUCUGCCAUCACGCGCUGUAUGACGGCGUGGCGAUCGAGAGGCUCCUGCAGGAGGUCGAGUGGCAUUGCUCUGGUUUAGAUCUGUCGGCCACGCCAUCCUAUGAGCAGUUCCUCCGCGCAUCUCUGGACCUGCCCGGCUCGACCGACGAGUUCUGGCUUGGCCACCUGGCCGGCUACGAGUCGAAACUGAUCACCGACCUCGGCUCUGAACUCGAACUCGGCGAGACACGCCCCAGUCCUCCGCUGACACAUCAUGAAGUAGCAGAUCUCCCGCUGUCGCAUGUACAAGUCCGCAUUAGAGAGCUCGGGGUCUCGCUGUUGGCACUCAUGCAAGCAGUCUGGGCCGCUACGCUGGGAGCACUCUUCCAGACAGACGACAUCUGCUUCGGGAACGUCGUCAGCGGCCGCUCCCUUACUACUAAUACUACUACUACUAGUAUCGAGGGAAUCAACGAGCUCGUGGCCCCCUGCUUCAACACCAUGCCCGUCCGCAUGGACCUCUCCCGCAGUCAGCGACACGUUGACCUGAUGAAGGCAUUCCAGAGCCUCGGCGCCGAGCUGAUGGCCUACCAGUUCACUCCGCUUAGACGCAUUCGGUCGUUGUUUUCGCAGCAUGGCUCGACGCGGCGUUUGUUCGAUACCCUUUUGCUUUUGCAGCGUGCGCCGAGGGGGCUGGAUCCGUCGCUUUGGACGCUGGAGCGCGAUGAUGGGGAAAUGGAUGUCCCUCUUGUUUGCGAAGUCGUUCCCGAUACCCACAUAGACCGUCUUGUUGUGACGAUACAUAGCGUAGAAAGCCAACCACUCCCCACGGGGAUCGCCGAUCUAAUUCUUGAUUUAUUUUCUCACUUCCUCCGGCACCAUCUCCGGUUCCCUGCCUCCCAAAACUCCCUUGACCACCUCCCUCCGGACCUUGCCGCGAAGUUAUCCCACAUCCGACUCCUACCCCCGCAGCAACACGCAGUCGAAACGGCCACCAACAACAACGCACCCGAGGUGUGGACGGCAACGGAAAGCUCCAUCCGCGAGGUGCUGGCGGCGCUCUCAUCCCGAAAUGCCGAGCGAAUCCGGCGGCAGACCACCAUCUACCAGCUCGGCCUGGACAGCAUCAGCGCGGUGCAGAUCGCCUCGCUGCUCCGCAAAAAGGCCGGCCACCCCGUCUCGGCCAGCGACGUGAUUGAGCACCCGACCUGUGAGAGCCUGGCGCGGCACAUCGACGCCCGCGUCCCUGAGUCAGGGGUUACUAGUAGUAGUAGUACAUCCACAUACUACUACUACGACAUCGCCAAGUUCCGUGCCGAGGUGCAGGAACAGCUUUCUUCUGUUCCGGGCCUUGCGAUCGAGGAGGCGGUAAUCCUACCGUGCACCCCGCUGCAGUCGGCCAUGAUGGCGCAGUUUGUGAAGUCUGGCGGGCGGGACUACUUCAAUUUCAUUGACUUCGAGCUGGCAAACGAUGAUAAUGGGAUACUAGUAGUAAUAAAUGCCACCAGGGUGGCGGAAGCGUGGCAAGCCCUGCGUCGCGCGCACCCGAUCCUGCGAAUGGCCAUCGUGGCCGUCGAGCACGACGAUUGCGCGUUUGCCAUGGUCCAGCUCCCGGCGGAAACGGAAAUGGAAAUGGAAAUGCUCCCGCCGCCGGGGGUGACGCUCAUUCCUCGGGAUCGGGCCGCGACCUUUGACCUGAGAGCGUGGCAACUCGAUGCUGCUCGGGCCGCUGCUGCUGCCGAGGUGCCGCACGGGAGACUAUGGGCCGUUGCCGUGGUGGACACGGAACACGGGGUGAGGAUGCAUCUGGCCAUGCACCAUGGGCUGUAUGAUGCCUAUUCCCUGCAAGUACUGCUGGAUGACCUGUCCAAGGCAGCCCAGGGGGGUGAGCUCCCCAUCCGCGCCGGCAGCGAGGAAGUGGUGGCGAACAUUUUUGGCCAUGUCUCCGCCGCAGCCGCGGAGAGCUCGGCCGAGUUCUGGAAGGGACAGGCAGACAGGGUUGUCAUCAACAGCUUCCCCGUCAUGACCCCCCUACGCGAGGAGUCGCGACAUAUCCUGACCGAGGCCAUGGAGAGCCGAGUUCCCUCACGCACUCUGGAAGCAGCCGCGUCCCAGUCCGGCCACACACUACAGGUCAUCAUCCAGGCGGCCUGGACGCGGGUUCUGUCUGCCUAUCUCGGCGAGGACGCGGUCGUGUUUGGGGUUGUGCUGUCCGGUCGAACCACCGAGGCGACUCGCGACGCCGUGUUCCCGUGCAUCACCACGUUGCCCGUCAUAUCGGCCAACCACGAGUCGAACCGGAGUCUGUUGGACGGCAUGCUGCGGUACAAUGCUGAGCUGUACAAGCAGCAGCAUCAGCCGCUUACUCGCAUCCAGCAGUGGCUUGGCUGUGCGGAUGCUCGGCUCUUCGACACGCUGCUUGCGUAUCAGAAAUUCGACCGGGAAGGUCCAGGGGAUACUAGUACUAGUAGUAGACCCUGGCGCAUUGUGGGCGAGAGUGCCAAUGUGGAGUACCCCGUGUCGAUCGAGGUAGAGCCCCAGCCAAAGGGUCGGCUGCGGUACGGGAUCACCUUCUUCAGCGACGUGCUCAGCAAGGAGCAGGCGGUGAUCCUGCUGCAGCAGUUCGAUGCCGCCGUGCAGCAGCUCGCUUUCACGCCGGACGGGCACGAAGCCGAUCUUUUCACAGCCCGGCCGGACCUGUUCUCGGUCCUACCCCCGGAGGUACCCGCGCUUCCGACCACGGUGAACUUGCUGCAUGAGUUUGUCGAACGCCAGGCACGCGAAACCCCCGAGGCCACGGCGCUGCAUUUCGUCACCGGCUUCGACGGCGGCACUGGUGCGUCCGUGGGAGACAAGUGGACGUACAGGGCGCUGGACGAGAACGGCAACCGGGUGGCUCACCUGCUGCUUCCUCAUGUCCGACGGGCGGGGGACAUCGUGGCCGUGUAUUUUGAAAAGUGUCCCGAGGCGUACUUCGCCAUCCUGGGCAUCCUCAAAGCCGGGUGUGCGUUCCUGGCUCUCGACCCGGGCGCGCCUCGCAGCAGGAACGAGUUCAUCCUGCAAGACUCGGGCGCGUUAGUUCUUCUUACCUCGCAUUCAAACCACAGCCUCGAACUCACUACUAUUUCUAUCCCUACCCUCACCAUCGACGCAGCUACCCUCUCUUCCUCCUCCUCCUCCUCCUCCCCCCUCCCUUGCACCCCACCGACAACCCCUCUCAUAACCACGAAACCCGCGCCGUCAGACGUAUGCUACGCGCUCUACACCUCCGGCACCACAGGAACCCCCAAGGGCUGCGCCAUCACACACUCCAACGCGGUGCAGUGCAUGCUCGCCUUCCAGCACAUCUUCCUCGGCCGCUGGGACCCUCCCACCUCCAAAUUCCUGCAGUUCGCCUCGCUGCACUUCGACGUGUCCGUGCUCGAGCAGUACUUCAGCUGGUCCGUGGGGAUCACGCUCGUCUCCGCGCCGCGAGACCUGGUCCUCGAAGACCUCGCUGGAUUUAUCAGGAGAGUAGGGGUGACGCACAUCGAUCUCACCCCUUCCCUGGCACGGCUGUUACACCCUUCGGAUGUGCCCAGCUUGUGGUGUGACAAAAAAGGCGUGUUCAUCACCGGCGGGGAGAGCCUGCGGCAGGAGAUCCUGGAGGCCUGGGGCGACACGGGCGUCGUGUAUAACUUCUAUGGCCCGACCGAGGCGACGAUCGGCGUGACCGUGUACCCGCGCGUGCCGAGGAACGGGCGCGCGUCCAACAUCGGGCGGCAGUUUGUCAAUGUCGGGGGUUAUGUCGUGAAAGGUAUACAGCAGCCGGGGACGGGGACGACGGCGGGCGGCGAGCUGCUACGGCCAGUGCUGAGGGGAGGGGUCGGGGAGUUGUGUGUGUCGGGCCCGCUGGUGGGGAAGGGGUAUUUGAGGAGGGAGGCGCUGACGGCCGAGAGGUUCCCCACGCUGAGGCUGUUGGGCGGCGGCGGUGGCGGUGGCGGGGACUCCGGGGAGAGGGUCUAUCGUACGGGCGAUCUGGUCCGCGUGCUGCAUGACGGGUGUUUUGAUUUCCUGGGCCGGGCGGAUGACCAGGUCAAGCUCCGCGGCCAGCGGCUGGAGAUGGGCGAGAUUAACCAUGCCAUCCGGAAGGGGGUGGAUGGUAGGGUCAGGGAUGUGGCCACGCUGGUGGUGCGCAAUGUGGUGCAGCAGAAGGACCUGCUUGUCUCUUUUGUCGUGGCGGAUGAUUGGAGCAGCAGGGGAAAACGCGCAGAGCCGGCAGGACGGCUGGAGCUGGUGGAGGGCCCGGAGGCGGCGGCGCUCUGUCGGCGGGCGAGGGACGCGUGCCGCGCUAGGCUGCCUGGGUACAUGGUGCCGACCUAUGUGCUCCAGGUGCCCUUCAUCCCGCUGUCGGCGAACAACAAGGCCGAGGUCAGGGAACUGCGGAGCUUCUUCGCUUCGCUUGGGCAGGAUAGGCUGGUCGAGCUGUCCUCCUCUGCCGACCCGCGCGGCCGGACUCUGGGUGUGACCGGAACAAGGGUUGCUCGGGUUAUCGCUGCGAUGCAGGGAGUCGAGGUGGACUCGAUUACACCGGACUCGAGCAUCUUCGAACUAGGUAUCGACUCCAUCUCGGUCCUUCGGCUCUCUCGGGCGCUACGAAACGAGGAGGGCUUUGCACAAGCCGGUCCAUCCUUGAUCCUCAAGAAUCCCUUGAUCCGAGACCUGGCUGCGGCCCUAGAGAUGGAGGCGCCGGCGUCUAGCUUCAACCCGGUAGCCGCGGCAAGGCAGUUGGUCCAAGCCUGCGCCCACAAGCACCGGUCGCUUGUCUGCCGAGAGCUGGGUGUCGCGCCAGACGAGAUCGAAUACAUUGCGCCAUGCUCGCCGCUGCAGCAGGGCAUGGUCUCGCGGUCGGCGGUCGACGGGGCGUAUUUCAACACGUUCCGCUUCGUGCUUGCGCCGGGGGUUUCGAGUGAACUUCUACGGGAGGCUUUCCAACGAGCAGCUGAUGCGCUACCCAUCCUGCGGACUGCCUUCGUGGCCACAGCCGACGGGUUUGUUCAGGCGGCAAUAAAGCGCGCUACCACCAGUAUCCCCUGGGCAGAGCCGCCCCUCGAUGGCCGGUCGACCGCUGAGCAGGCGAUCCAGAAGACGAGGGAGACCUGGAUUGCUCGGAAUCGGGGUGUCUCAGUCUUAGCCCAACAGUGGGAGGCUGUCCUCCUCAACGGGGACGCUGGACGCAUCCUGGCCCUUCACAUCUUCCAUGGCCUGUACGACGCCAACAGCUUCGCGCUGGUCAUGGACAGAGUGGCUGCGGAGUACAUGACCCUGACUGGCGAGUCGGCCGGGCAUAGUACUGGUACUACCUCCUCCUCCAUCUCGGCCCCCUCCUUCCUCGACGCCCUGUGCCACGGCCCGCUUCACGACUUCACCAGCAGCAAGCCAUUCUGGGUGAAGCAUCUCGAUGGUGCGACAAGUUCCCAGCCUGGCCGGACCCAUCCCACCAGCUCCUCCGCGCUCGCCAGCCGGCGCAAGAUCUCCUUCGACCGCCUGGAGACACUGCGAGUAUCGCUCGGCGUGGCUCAUCAAGCCCUGGUGCAAGCUGCCUUCUUGAGCGUCCUGGCCAAGCAUCUCUCGGCGGCCAAUCCGACCAUAGGCGUCAUCGUCUCGGGCCGCAGCAUCGAGCUGGACGGCGCCGAAAGCGUCGUCGGCCCGCUCUUCAACACGCUGCCCUUCCACGCUCGCCUGGGCACCACCACCCAUGAUGCGGGAUCGGGAUUGAAAGGGAUAAGCUGGUCGGCUUUGAUUCGACAGUGCCACGACUUCAACACCGCGGUGCUGCCCUUCCAGCACGUCCCGCUCCGAGAUGUGCAGAAGUGGUGUUCCGCCGGCGGCCCGCUGUUCGACACGCUCUUUUCCUUCCAGCGGGCGGAGCAGCAACCGGCUGCUGUUCGGCACGAGCAUUUGUGGACGGUGGUCGAGUCGGAACAUGUUGCGGAUUACCCGCUCGCGCUGGAGGCCACCCUGGACUCGGACGGCGGCUUGGACCUGCUCCUCGUCGCUCAGAGGGAGGAGCAUGGCCCUGAUGAGUUGGAGGAGAUCAUGGGUGGGUUGGAGCGGGCCUUUGAGCAGAUGGCUGAGCAGCCUGAGAGUGCAGUUCAUGUCAACGGGGUGGGACCGGCUGACCACGUUGGGAACGGUGCUGUUCCGAAUCGGCCUGUCGCUAACGCGGUUGGUAUGAACGGGCACCUGUCUACCAAUACUGCUCACGCAACUAAAGCGGCCUUCCGCUGGACCCAGGAAGCUGUCAUCAUCCGCAACGAAGUGGCCGCCCUGGCUGACACCGACCCAGAGGCCAUCUCCGAGACAACCCCCAUAUUCGGGCUCGGCCUCGACAGCAUUGAUGUCAUCAAACUGUCGGCGCGGCUGAAGCGAUGUGGAAUCGAGCUGAAGACCAGUGAGCUGAUGAGAGCGCAGACCAUUGCGGCUAUGAUGCAGCAUCUCCAAGCUCAGAUUUCCAACCGCAGGGCGGAGACGAACGGGGCCUCUACCCCGAAGAUCCAAAGGAUUGCCCACGCCAUAUCCGCCCUACGGGAAUAUGUGGCGGGACAAGACGACCUCGAGCUCGGCGAGGACGAAAUUGUGCUUCCAACAACCCCGCUGCAGGAAUCCAUGAUCGUGGCAAUGGUGGAAUCCGAUUUCCGGCUCUACUUCAAUCACGACGUCCUCGAGCUUGCACCCUCCAUCGACAUCCCCAAGCUGAAGCAGGCCUGGAGCACGGUGAUCGCGGGCUCGCCCAUCCUACGAACCCGAUUCCUGCCCGUGGAAAGCCCAUCCAUCCCAUCCGCGUACUGCCAAGUCAUCGGACACGACGCAUCCGUCUACAUGAGCGAGGUCAGCCUGGACAGCCACGACGAGCUGGCCAAGAUCUGCGACAGCGCCACGCUCCGGGCCUGCAAGGGCGCCGCGCGGUCCAACCUGCUGCAGCUUGUCUUCGCCCGCAUCCACGACCGCAACUUCCUGGUCCUGUCCGUCGCCCAUGCCCUGUACGACGGCUGGUCCCUGGGGCUCAUCUACCGAGACGUGCAGGCGGCCUACGAGGGCUCCUACCGCGCGCCCCCGAGCCUGGACAGCUACGUUGCUCAGCUGGAAGACAUCCUCUUCCCCGACGACGACGACGAUCAUCACCCCCACGGGGACGGAAAUACUUCGGCUGCCACCUUCUGGUCCAGCUUCCUACAGGACGCAACACCAACCAUAUUUCCACGCCACGAACACCCCCCAUCCAACCAAGAAGGGACAACAUCAGUAGUAAUCCACCGCCACUCAAAAACCUCCUCCCUCCCCGCACGGUCCCUAACAACCUUCUGCAAAACGCACGCCAUAACCCUGCAGGUCCUCACACAAGCCUGCUGGGCCGCCGUUCUCGCGGCCAAGACAUGCUCCCUGGAUGUCACCUUCGGCAUGGUGCUCUCGUGCCGCGACACGGGAGGACUCGGAGCCCAGAGAGAGGAGCUGGUCUUCCCGACCAUGAACACGGUUGCGGUGCGCAGCGUGCUGCACGGUUCUGUUGCGGCCUGGUUGCGGUAUAUGCAGGAUAUUAUGGUGGGUGGCGUCGGGGUGUAUGGGUCUUUUGCGCUGAGGGAGGUUUUGAGGAUUGUGCUGAGGAAGGAUGCUGAUAGGAAGGGUGGGGUUGGGGGGUUGUUUAAUACGCUGUUUAUUCUGCAGGGACGGCGGAACCACCGUGGGGAUAAUGAGAAUAAGGGGGUUGAUGGUGGUGGUGAGGGCUGGAUGGUGCGGUCGGUGGGCGGCGCGUCGGCGGUGGAAUACCCCGUCUGUGUCGAGGCCGAGAUGACUGAGGGUGAUGGGCUGGUUUGGAGGAUGGCGUGUGACGGCGGGUAUGCCUCGGCCGAGGAGACGGGGUUGAUGCUGGGCCAGCUGGAUCGGAUCCUUCAAUAUGUUGUCGGUUCCCCGGAGGCAGAUGUUUUGGUCUUUUCUGGCGAGCGCGUCUCCAUCUGCGGGCUGCCGCCGGUCGAGCUCCGGGAUCACCAGGACAAAGCCAGCUCUGCCGCACGGGCAGAUGCUACUACGAAUGGGGUGGAAGAGGGUGACGACGACGGGGCGUGGUUGCCCCUGGAGGAAACCAUUCGGGAUGUGCUGGCCGAGGUCUCGGGGGUGCCUGUGGCUGCGAUCACCAGGCGUAGUAACAUCUACCACCUGGGCCUCGACUCGAUCAGCGCCAUCAUGGUUGGCUCUCUGUUACGGAAAAGGGGGAUUGCAAUUGGCUUCCGGGAGAUGCUCAAGGCCGCGUCCAUCUCUGACAUGGCUCGGCUCGUGGACAAUGCCCGCCAAGCACCGCCAGGUUCGGAGUCUGUAUCAGGGGGUAGUGGGGGGAUCAACGAGUUUGAAGUUCCCCGAGCCAUCGACCUCCCUUCGACUCUCCGGGAGCUGGGAUAUGACCAGUCCGCAGUCGAGGACGUACGCCCCGCCUCCCCGAUGCAAGUCCACAUGCUCUCGGUGUGGCAGAACACGCAGGGAGCAGUGUUCUAUCCAUGCUUUACCUAUAGUCUCUUCGGAGAGAUCGACAUCAGCGCCAUCGACGAUGCCUGGAAGACCUUGGCAGACGAGACGCCCAUCCUCAGGACAGUGUUCGUUGCCACCAGCUCACGAUCGACCCCCAUCCUGCAGGUUGUGGUCCGCCCAUCGGCACUUGCCCCAACACGGAUCUCUACCGUCAGCACGGCAUGGGAGAGCAAGACGAGCAGCACCCUGUCCCAGCCUUACCACUCCCUGCAUGCUAAGCAAUCCACUGGAGACCACUGGACACUCCGCCUCAAAAUCCACCACGCGCUCUACGACGCCGUCAGCCUCCCAGCCAUCAUGGACCGCUUCGCCGCCCUCUGCCGCGCCAACACACCGCUGUUCAGACCAGUACCCGAGUCCAACUGGCGCUAUACCGCGGUGGACGUCCAAGCAAGGAAAGACUUCUGGACAUACCACCUCGCCGGCGCCAACCCUUCCCCCCCGCUACUAAUAUCCCUAGAACCCUCACCCUCACCCUCGCAUUCGCAUUCACAUUCCCGAACAAGUGUGCUCAGGCCCGCUGCUCUUCAAAAUCACGACCUCUCUAUCCCACGCCUCACAGCGAGGUGCAAAGCGGCCGGUGUCAGCUUGCAAGCCCUCUUCUUCGCCGCCUACGCGCACUUUCUCGCCUCCGCCUCCACCUCCACUGCGGCGAAAGAAAGACAGAGACCGGAGAGUGAGAGUGAGAGUGUGGUGUUUGGGAUUUACCUCGCCAACCAAACCUCCGACGCUCAAAAUGCUACUACAACUACUACUACUGCUGAGCCACUGUGGGGCGGCGGAGACCCCAACCUGCGCCUCGUCCCGCUCCGCGUCCGACUCCCACUCCAAUCUGGGCUCACUACGACUACUAGUAUUACUAGUAGUAGGCUCAUGGAUGUCGCUGCCCAGGUCCAGCGUGAUCUCCACGCCAUCUCAGACCCUGUCAACGUAGACGUGGGGUUGUGGGAGGUGAAGGAGUGGGUUGGGCUCGAGGUGGACACGUUUGUCAAUUUCCUUGUGGCGGGGGCAUCGUCGGCACAGAAACAGCCUGUUUCGAUAGAGGGAGAUGACGUGAGGCUGGAGUUGGUGGAGGAGGAGGGGCUGGCUCGCGAGGAUGGCGAUUCCAGUUCCAGUUCCAGUGCUGAUGGUGAGUGGGGGGAGAUGUUCGAGGUAGGUUCGGAGAUUGCGGGCAACCCUGUGAUGGAUGCGUAUCCGGACGCUAUCGACGUCGAGGUUUCGGUGAAGGGGGAGGACUUGACGAUUGGUGUGUUUGGGUCGGGCAAGAGGCUGAGUCGCGAGGGAGCGGACCGGAUCAUUGACGGCAUCGUCGAGGUGCUGAGGGCGGCGGUGGAAUAG